Xylona heveae TC161 is the source of this 669-nucleotide messenger RNA. RefSeq lists its product as hypothetical. The record is from RefSeq and is a predicted model, not a curated record. Lineage: Eukaryota; Fungi; Ascomycota; Xylonomycetes; Xylonales; Xylonaceae. Bases 216 to 557 code for a protein of 113 amino acids. The transcript has a single exon.
CCGCUCGUAAUUUCUCAGAAUUAUCGACCACUACCUCCGUAUCAUAUCCAUCAUUCAAUGAAGUCCCCGCUUUUGCUGUGUGUCGGGCCACCUACUCCCCGCUCUUGUGCUGAGCCUACUCCAUACCCGCAGUCAAGUCCAUGGUAUCCUGUAAUUGAGAGCCAGAACGACGGGUUCAUUGAGACAAGUACGAUCAUCCCUGGGAUGCCCCGGCCAUGCGGAAAACCUCGAACCAAGCGAAGGCACUCAAGCGCGUCAUAAUCGGGUGGGUCGAUGCAAUGGUGGACUGUGCCAGUACGAUUAUUAUUCUAUUAGGGUAUUGUGGUAAGAUGAAAAAUACAGAGAGCAUGCACGGUAGCAUGCACGAGCAAUACGAUCCUUGGGAUCUCCGCCAAUCCCAUUUUAUGCAUUUUGUAGGAUGCGGGCUGCGCAGAAAUCAUGAUGUGCAAGGUACAACAUGUAGGUACGACGUCCUGUACGCCCACAUUCUGCUUCAGAAAAUUCUGGCAAACCAGUUGAAAAAUAAAAAAUUUCUUUUCAAUAAAAAGCAAAAAUAGUACCUAAGGUAGAUACGGAGGUACUGUUGCCAAAAAAAGGGUGCAUCGAUACGACGUCGGUCUCAGAAGAAGGGCGCACGCCACGCUAAACCCGCGUCCCACGCGUGUGGAC